Molecule: messenger RNA, 1296 nt
Organism: Carica papaya (papaya)
Lineage: Eukaryota; Viridiplantae; Streptophyta; Magnoliopsida; Brassicales; Caricaceae
Product: protein ROH1A
Source: RefSeq, a predicted model, not a curated record
AUGACCUUUUCCCUUUCUCCAUUUCUUUUCCUUGACCCGGCGAAACUGAUAAACCAUCCACCGCCCCCCUGUCUCCCACAAUGCCUGCAACUGAGUUUCAGAGCUCUUUCCUCGGCCGAAUCAGCAUCCGCCGAAACCAAAUCGCUUCCAUGGAUGGUCACCACGAGCAAGACCUUGAGGACCUUGACCUCUUCCAGAAGCAUAUCGCCGAUCGAUUUGCUGAGCUUCUCUCUCCCUCUUCUUCUUCCGACGAUCACCGCCCCCAAGAUUCCCUCCUCUCCAUCUCCUGGCUUAGCCAGCUCCUUGACGUUUUUCUCUGCUGUGAGGCUGAAUUCAAGGCCGUCCUCAUCAUGGGUCGCGACCCAUCUCAGAUUUCCAAGCCCCCUCUCGAUCGAUUAAUUCCCGAGUUGCUCGACCGCGUUGUCAAGGCCUUGGACAUCUGCAAUGCCGUUUGCGUUGGUAUUGAGUCCGUUAGGCACUACCAGAGGGUUGCUGAAAUUGCGGUUUUUGCUUUGGAGCACAAGCCGUUGGGUGAUGGGAACGUGAGGAGAGCUAAAAGGGCUCUGACCUCCUUGGUUUCAGGCAUCACCACUGAAGACAAAGAUACCGGCGGUAACAAGUCCACAGAGCGGACCUGGUCCUUUGGACGCAGAGGCGGCAGCGGUGCGCCCAUCAAGGGCGGACCCACGGGCCACUUCAGGUCGCUCUCGUGGUCAGUGGCUAAAAACUGGUCAGCCGCGAAGCAGAUUCAAGCCAUGUCGACCAAUCUGGUUGCACCACGUGGAGGUGAAUCCUCUUUUCUAGCUUCACUUGUUUACGUCAUGAGUACAGUGGUGGUGUUUGUCAUGUGGAUAUUGGUGGCUGCAAUUCCUUGCCAGGAGAGAAAUGGGUUAGCCACGCACCUGCCGGUGCCUAAGCAAUUGAGCUGGGCACCCAGCUUGAUCGGAUUGCAAGAGAAAAUUGGCGAGGAGUGGAAGAAGAAGGAGAAGAAAGGAUCCGCUGGGUUGCUUGAAGAGAUGCAGAGGAUUGAGAAGUUAAGCCAGUGUUUGGUGGAAUUGGUGGAUUCUUUCCAGUUUCCCCUGGAGGCUGAGAAGGAGGAAGAAAUGGCAACAAAGGUGGCAGAGUUGUCGGCUACCUGCCGAAAAAUGGACGAAGGGUUGAUGCCUCUUCAGGUACAGAUUAGGGAGGUUUUUCAUAGGAUUGUGAGGAGCAGGACAGAGAUUCUUGAAGCUUUAGAGCAAGCUGGAAAAGUGUCUGCACCUGCAAUGUAAAACGAUAAAAACCGAUUGCAGGGAA